Pollicipes pollicipes is the source of this 1755-nucleotide messenger RNA. Its product is annotated as mitochondrial potassium channel ATP-binding subunit-like. Gene Ontology annotation, biological process: oligopeptide export from mitochondrion. Gene Ontology annotation, cellular component: mitochondrial inner membrane. The record is from RefSeq and is a predicted model, not a curated record. Gene Ontology annotation, molecular function: ATP binding; ABC-type oligopeptide transporter activity; ATP hydrolysis activity. Lineage: Eukaryota; Metazoa; Arthropoda; Thecostraca; Pollicipedomorpha; Pollicipedidae.
AUGCCCGAGGAGGCGGCCACCGAGAGCGCCGCUGUCGUCGCCCUCUGCAACGUGGAGGUGCCCCGGCUGCUGGGUGACCUCAUCAACGUGCUGACCCACUUUGCGUCGGGCGAGGGCGGCGGCCAGUUCAGCGACGAGCUGCGCCAGCCGGCCAUUCGGCUCAUCUCGUUCUACGGCCUGCAGUCGCUGUUCACGCUGGCCUACAUCGUGUGCCUGUCGUACAUGGGCGAGGGCAUGGCGGCCGACCUUCGCUCCCAGCUGUUCGGCGUGCUGAUGGAGCAGGAUGUGGCCUUCUACGACCACCACAAGACGGGCGAGGUCAUCAACCGGCUGACCACGGACGUGCAGGACUUCAAGAGCUCCUUCAAGAUGUGCGUGUCGCAGGGCAUGCGCAGCAUAGCGCAGGUGGUGGGCUGUGUGGCUGCCCUGUACCACAUCUCGCCCCAGCUGACGCUGGGCUCGGCCGUCGUUAUUGGCUCCGUCGUCAGCGUCGGCACGAUGAUUGGCCGCGGCCUUCGUGCCAUCUCCCGCGACGCCCAGCAGCAGGUGGCGCACGCGACGGCCGUGGCCGAGGAGGCCGUGGGGAACGUCCGCACCGUGCGCGCGUUCGCCAUGGAGGACAGCGAGACCGAGUUCUACGUGGAGGAGGUCAACAAGUCCCGCGACAUCCAUAUCAGGCUGGGCGUCGGCAUCGGGCUGUUCCAGGCGGGCGCGAACCUCUUCAUGAACAGCGUGGUGCUGGCCACGCUGUACUACGGCGGCUACCUGAUGUCGCAGCGCCAGCUGACCGCCGGCGACCUGAUGUCGUUCCUGGUGGCCUCGCAGACCAUCCAGCGCUCGCUGGCGCAAAUGUCCAUUCUGUUCGGCACGUUCGUGCGCGGCAUGAGCGCCGGAGCGCGCGUCUUCGAGUACAUGAACCUCCGGGCUGAGAUUCCGAUCCGAGGUGGCGCCACCAUCCCCGUCAGUCAGCUGACGGGCAGCGUCGAGUUUCGUGACGUCACGUUCAACUACCCCACCCGUCCACAGGUGGUGGUGUUGGACCAUAUGCAGCUGCACGUGCCCGCGGGGCACAUGUUGGCCCUGGUCGGCUACUCCGGCGGUGGCAAGUCCACAUGUGCCGCCCUGUUGGAAAGGUUUUACGAUCCUGUGUCGGGCCAGGUGUUGUUGGACGGGCAUGACCUAAGGUCACUGGACCCGCACUGGGUGCGAGGGCGCGUGAUCGGCUACAUCAACCAGGAGCCCGUCCUGUUCGCCACCUCGAUCAAAGAGAACAUCCGAUAUGGCCGGACGGAUGCCACCGACGAGGAGGUAGAAGCGGCGGCGCGGCUGGCCAACGCGCACCAGUUCGUUUCGGCCCUGCCCGACGGCUACGACACGGCCGUGGGCGAGCGCGGUGUGACGCUGUCCGGCGGCCAGAAGCAGCGCGUGGCCAUCGCGCGCGCUCUGCUCAAGGAUCCGCGCAUCCUCGUCCUGGACGAGGCCACCAGCGCACUGGACGCUGAGUCGGAGAAGGUGGUGCAGGAGGCGCUGGACCGGGUGGUGACCGGCCGAACGGUGCUGGUGAUCGCGCACCGGCUCUCCACCGUGCGCAACGCAGACACCAUCGCCGUCAUUGCCGACGGCAAAGUGGCCGAGAUGGGCUCGCACGCGGAGCUGGUGCGUAAGCGCGGCCUCUACUGGGACCUGGUGAAGCACAACACGCUGCGAGAGGAGGGCGGCGCGGCACCGGCCGGCGGCCGCUCCUUGUGACCUCGC